Molecule: messenger RNA, 7883 nt
Organism: Synchiropus splendidus (mandarinfish)
Lineage: Eukaryota; Metazoa; Chordata; Actinopteri; Syngnathiformes; Callionymidae
Product: dedicator of cytokinesis protein 3-like
Exons: 54
Coding region: 419-6742 (2107 amino acids)
Biological process (GO): small GTPase-mediated signal transduction
Cellular component (GO): cytoplasm; plasma membrane
Molecular function (GO): guanyl-nucleotide exchange factor activity; small GTPase binding
Source: RefSeq, a predicted model, not a curated record
CGCGCACACCCGCAACUGGUUUACCGCCGAGCAACCGGACCGGCACCAGGGCGGGACCUCUGUCACUCUGAUCCCCACUCGGCGCAACCCCUCCCCCCCUCCUCCUCUGGCGCUGACGGACUGGGACGGUCGCGUUUAUUCUCGCGGUCUCACAAGUUUGAGCCACGGCUGCGACCCUCGGAACCAGCGGCUGCAUCUUUUGCUCCGGGAUCAUGUUCGCGGACGUGACGGUGGGACGUGACUCUCGCAUUGAUCGCGCUGGAUCGCUUUCACGGUCGGUCUUCUGGGAAUCGGCCGGGAUGUGAGAGCCGCUCUGGUCCAGAGAGCCUCUUCUGCAUCAGCGGACUUGUUCUGUCCGUCACCUUCCCUCCUCCGGACCAGGACCACAUGAGGUGGACUCCAGGAGGACUCUGACACGAUGUGGACGGCGACCGAGGAGGAGAAGAUCGGAGUGGUCAUCUGCAGCGUACGCACCUCCGUCAGUCAGGGCUUGUCUCUGGAGGUCGGCGAAACUGUCCAGAUCCUGGAGAAGUGUGAAGGAUGGUUCCGAGGAUUCUCCACCAGGAGGCCAAACGCCAAGGGAGUCUUCCCGGCGAGCUACGUCCACCUGAAGAAGGCCAUAGUCUCCAACCCUGGACCCAAGGAGACCGCAGCUCCUCUAGAGGACCCCAUUGUCACGGAGGUGACAUGCACGCUGCAGGAGUGGGCCUCACUAUGGAAGCAGCUCUAUGUGAAACACAAGGUGGAGCUGUUCUACAAGGUCCGACACGUCAUGCUGGAGCUGAUGGACCUCAGGAGGCAGCUGCUGUCAGGUCACCUGACCCAUGACCAGAACCGGGACGUCAAGAGACACGUGACAGUCCGACUGGACUGGGGAAACGAACACCUGGGUCUGGACCUGGUUCCGAGAAAGGAGUUUGAGAUGGUGGACGAAGACCAGAUUAGCGUCUCCGACCUCUACAAGAUGCAUCUCUCCAGUCGACACAGUGUUCAGCAGAGCACAACGCCGGGGGAAAAUGGCCGCCAGCGCCACGGUGAGCCGCUGCGAGUGCCAGUACCACACCACCUGCUGGUCAACCUGAAGAGCUUCACCUACAACAGCAUUGGAGAAGACACUGACAUCUUCUUCUCUCUGUACGACCUGCGGGAAGGAAAGACCAUCAGUGAGAAAUUCAUGGUGAGGCUGAACAAGAAUGGAGGACCCAAGAACCCAGAGAGGGUGGACCGCCUCUGUGCUCUCUUUACGGAUCUGAGCAACAAGGACAUGAAGAGGGACUUGUACAUCGUGGCCCAGGUCAUCCGGACAGGGCGGAUGCUGCUCAACGACAGUAAGAAGGGUCCUCCUCACGUUCAGUACCGCCGACCGUAUGGCUGCGUUGUGCUGGCCAUGAGCGAUGUCCUGCAGACUAUCUCUGAGCUGAAGGAGGAGAAAGACUUUGUCCUGAAGGUCUACACGUGCAACAAUGAGAACGAGUGGUACCAGAUCCACGAGAACAUCAUCCGCAAGUCCAGCACCAAGUACACCGCCCCCAGUACCAGCUAUGGUCUGAUCAUCUCACUGCAGCUGCUGCGUGGUGAUAUGGAUCAGGUCUGCAAAGAAAACCCACUCAUUUUCAAUCGGUGCGUCGCCAUGACUCGGAAGCUGGGCUUCCCUGAUGUCAUCAUGCCAGGUGACGUGCGAAACGAUCUCUACCUGACACUGGAGCGAGGGGAAUUUGAACGAGGGGGCAAGAGUGUCCAGAAAAACGUGGAGGUCACCGUCUACGUGCUCUACGCUGAUGGGGAAAUUCUCAAGGACUGCAUCAGUCUGGGCUCUGGUGAACCCCACGUGGCUGAGCACCGCUCCUUCGUCCUCUACCACAACAACACUCCGCGCUGGGGUGAAGUCAUCAAGCUGCCCAUCCCCAUUGACCGCUUCAGGGGGUCGCACCUCCGCUUCGAGUUCCGACACUGCUCCACGAAGGACCGUGGCGAGAAGAAGCUGUUUGGUUUCUCCUUCACGCCUCUGAUGAGAGACGACGGUACCACACUGUCCGACGAGACUCAUGAACUCUACGUGUACAAGUGUGAGGAGACCACCACCUUCAACCAGGCUCAAUAUCUGGGUCUGCCCAGCAGCAGAGACGACUUCAGCAGCUGCCCGAGUCUCCCAUCCAGUCUGGUGUUCCAGCGCAGCAGCAAGGAGACCUUCUGGAUCAGCACCCAGCUGUCCUCCACCAAGCUCACGCAGAAUGUGGACCUGCUGGCUCUGCUCAAGUGGAAGGCCCACCCAGACCGGGUCAUGGAUAUCCUGGGCCGCCUGCGCCACGUCAGUGGAGAGGAGAUUGUUAAGUUCCUGCAGGACAUCCUUGACACGCUCUUUUCCAUCCUGGACGAUAACACGGACAAAUACGGCCCGCUGGUCUUCCAGUCGCUGGUCUUCAUCAUCAACCUGCUCAGGGACAGCAAGUACUUCCACUUCAGACCAGUGAUGGACACGUACAUCCAGAAGCACUUCGCUGGAGCGCUGGCCUACAAGGAGCUGAUCCGGUGUCUGAAGUGGUACAUGGACCGGUCGGCUGAGGUGGUCCGGCAAGACCACAUCCAGGAGGCCAUGAGGGCUCUAGAGUACCUCUUCAAGUUCAUUGUCCAGUCCCGGGUCCUGUACUCACGCGCCACAGGUGGUCAGGAGGAAGAGCAGUUCCGCUGCAGCAUCCAGGAACUCUUCCAGUCCAUCCGCUUCGUCCUGAGUCUGGAUAGUCGCAACUCCGAGACCCUCAUCUUCACUCAGUCCCAACAAUCCUGCUCAAACCAAACCCCCCCUUCUGGGCCCGUGGCCCUCAUAGCACCCCUCUCAAGCCAGAUGCUGCCCCCUGGUGGUGCCCCGCUAACCUGCACUCAGGGCUGGAACUGCAGUGCUCCGAGGUCGUCUCCUUUGUCAGCCGCCCUCCUCAAUUCGUUUCCGGCCAUCUUCGACGAGCUGCUGCAGAUGUUCAGCGUCCACGAGGUGGCGGAGUUUGUGCGCGGGACUCUUGGCAGUCUGCCGUCCACCACGCACAUGGCUCAGUCCAUGGAUGUGGUCAAGCUGCAGUCCAUCGCUCGCACCGUGGACAGCCGGCUCUUCUCCUUCUCAGAGUCUCGCAGGAUCCUGCUCCCUGUGGUGCUCCACCACAUCCAUCUCCAUCUGAGGCAGCAGAAGGAGCUUCUCAUCUGCUCUGGAAUACUGAGCUCCAUUUUCUCCAUCGUCAAGACCAGCUCCCUGGACUCUUCGGUGCAGGAGGAGGUGGAGAUGAUGGUGGAGUCACUGUUGGACGUCCUCCUGCAAACACUGCUGUCCAUCAUGAGCAAGAGCCAGUCCCAGGAGGCGGUAAGAGGUCAACGCUGCCCACAGUGCACCGCCGAGAUCACCGGCGAAUACGUGUCCUGUCUGCUGUCGCUGCUGCGCCAGAUGAACGAGGUCCACUUCCAGACCCUCAUGGAGAGCUUCCAGAGCAAAGACGAGCUGAAGGAGUUCCUGCUGAAGGUCUUGUGCGUAUUCAGGAGUCUGAUGAAACUUAGUAUUUUCCCACGAGACUGGAACAUCAUGAGACUCCUGACCAGCAGCAUCAUCCUUACCACGACCCAAUUUCUGUGCCGGGCCCUGCAUAAGAACUUCACCGAUGCUGACUUUGACUUCAAGGUGUGGAACUCCUACUUCAGUCUGGCAGUUCUCUACAUCAACCAGCCAAGUCUACAGCUGGAGACUCUGAGUACAGCCAAGAGGAAGAAAGUUCUGGACAAGUACGGAGACAUGAGAGUGAUGAUGACCUACGAGCUCUUCAACAUGUGGCAGCACCUGGGAGAGAACAAGAUCCAUUUCAUCCCUGGGAUGAUCGGCCCUUUCCUGGGCGUCACUCUAGUUCCUCAAGUGGAGGUCAGGAACAUCAUGAUCCCCAUCUUCCAUGACAUGAUGGACUGGGAGCAACGCAAGAAUGGCAACUUCAAACAGGUGGAGGCAGAGCUCAUUGACAAACUGGACAGCCUGGUGUCGGAGGGUCGAGGGGACGAGAACUACAGGGAGCUCUUCAGCCUGCUUCUGCUGGAGAAGAUCGAGCAGGAGACCUGGAGGGAGACAGGGAGCUCCUUUGUGACUUCGGUGACACGGCUGAUGGAGCGGCUGCUGGACUACAGGGAUUGCAUGAAAGGGGACGAGACGGAGAACAAAAAGAUUGGCUGCACCGUCAACCUGCUUAAUUUCUACAAGUCUGAGAUAAACAAGGAAGAAAUGUACAUCCGCUAUAUUCACAAGUUGUGCGACAUGCACCUGCAGGCCGACAACUACACUGAGGCGGCCUUCACGCUGCUGCUCUACUGGGAGCUGCUCCACUGGGACCAGCAACCACUCAAGGACUUCCUGCACCACCCGGCGCAGAGCCAAUGGCACCGCAAGGAAGGACUGUGCCGCAAAGUGAUCCACUACUUCAACAAGGGCAAGUGCUGGGAGUACGGGAUCCCUCUGUGCAGAGAACUGGCUUUCCAGUACGAGUCCCUUUAUGACUACCAGAGCCUCAGCUGGAUCCGGAAAAUGGAGGCAGCAUACUACGACAACAUCAUGGAGCAGCAGCGUCUGGAGCCAGAGUUCUUCCGUGUCGGCUUCUAUGGGAGAAAGUUCCCCUUCUUCCUCCGUAACAAAGAGUUUGUGUGUCGUGGUCAUGACUACGAGCGGCUGGAGGCCUUCCAGCAGAGGAUGCUGGGGGAAUUCCCUCAGGCCAUCACCAUGCAGCACCCCAACCAGCCGGACGAGGCCAUCCUGCAGUGUGAUGCCCAGUACCUUCAGAUCUACGCUGUGACUCCAGUCCCUGAGAAUAUUACCGUCCUACAAAUGGACAGAGUUCCGGACCGCAUCAAGAGCUUCUACCGGGUCAAUAAUGUUCGUAGGUUCCGCUACGACAGACCGUUCCACAAGGGCCCAAAAGACAGAGACAACGAGUUCAAGAGUCUCUGGAUCGAGAGGACCACGUUGACCCUCACGCAUCCUCUGCCCGGGAUCUCUCGUUGGUUCGAGGUGGAGAAGCGAGAGCUGGUCGAGGUGAGUCCACUGGAGAACGCCGUCUCCGUAGUAGAGAACAAGAACCAGGAGCUCCGAACUCUGAUUGGGCAGUACCAGCACAAACAGCACCACGGAAACAUCAACCUGCUGAGCAUGACUCUCAACGGGGUCAUCGACGCCGCCGUCAACGGAGGCAUCGCCAGAUACCAGGAGGCAUUCUUUGACAAAGACUACAUCAUCAGUCACCCGGAGGACACGGAGAAGAUCACGCAGCUGAAGGACUUGAUGCAGGAGCAGGCCCAUGUCCUCGGUGUCGGCUUAGCGGUCCACGAAAAGCUGGUCCACCCGGAGAUGCGCCCACUACACAAGAAACUGAUCGACCAAUUCCAGAUGAUGAGGAGCAGCCUCUGCCAUGGUCUGCCUGGACUGGACAAGCUCUCCUCUGCAGCUCAUAGAGGAGUCCUGCCGUCUCACAUGAGUCCUGAGAGCUUCAAGCUGAUGCACCGACACAGGUCAGGGUCAAGGUCUCAGGCGCCCUCAUACCUUCAUCUUCAUCAACCAAUUGCAAUUCUGACUCCAGUGAGAAACCCGUCUCUCUCCUCUCACCACCUUAGCGAGGCAGGAAACCUGCUGAUCCUGGCUGACGGGAUGGUGGUGGAGCACGGCGACGACUUCUACCGCAUGCAGGCGAGCCCGUCAUCCUCCAGCCUGAGCUCCACUCACUCUGCUCCAUCACAGAUGAUCAACUCGGCUCCGUCAACCAUUCGAGUCGGUUCUCCGUCUCUGCCUGAUAAAUACAGACACAACAGAGAGAUGCUGAUGCUGCUGCCCCCCCACAGAGACCGGCCCAGCAGCGCCAUGUACCCCAACAUUGUGGACAACGCACAGGUGAGUCACCUGCAGAGGGCGCUCUUCCACCAGGUGGUCGGACCCUGCAAACCCUGCAGUGACCCCAACUUGUCCGUGGCCGAGAAAGUCCUGACCACACCCAGCAGUUGGAGUCUGGACAGUGGCACCAGAGACGCCCUCCCCUUCCUGUCGUCCCACGCUAGCAGCGUCAUUGCGCCUCCAGUUCCCCCUCGGAACCCUCCACACGGGCAACACCUGUCGAUGCACUUUGAUGCUUACCACCACCAGGUCAGCGACCUCCCUCCAGCUCUCCCCGCGCGCUCCUUGAGAAAGGGGGCGCUGCAGCCUAUACCUGCCUCACCCACCAGUCCUCCCUUCAUCCUGGAUGGCAGUAGCUCCACUCUAUCGGGCAGUGCCAGCUCGGGGGUCUCAUCCCUCAGCGAGAGCAACUUCUGCCCCGUCUCCUCCUCCGACCCACCUCCUGGCCGAGCAGACGCCUUUGAAGACCUGGACUCGCCGUACCAGCCUGUCAGCCUCUCCGAGCCUGAAGCUCAAGAUGGAGUUGCACCAGAGACUUGCCGCAGCCACUCAGCCAUGCCGGGUGGAGGUCUGAUCCUGGGCGGGACACCGGACCACCUCACGAGUCACCUCUACUACCACCACUUUAUCCCCACCCACCUGCCCCUCUACCACCUCCAUGAGCCGCCUGCCCUUCCUCCUAAACCUCACCCGAGGGAGGCGAGCAUCCUGGAGGAGGACACGCCCCCCCCUACUGGACCUCGCACAGGUCCGCGUAAGAUCUCCCAGCCCAUCAACCUGUCCUCCAAAGAGGAGCAGGCCAAGGUCGCGUGGAGUCACGGCGUCAGUGAGGAUCGACCGGUCUGAACAUGAAGGAGCCCCUACUCCCCCCGAAGUCUAUUGGGUGACACGAGAGACAUCGGCAGAAACGUCAUGCUGCGUUCAGGCGCUGACAGGAAACUGGCGCUCCAGAUUCAGACUGGCGGCAGUUCUGACUCGACACCCUCAUGUGGUGUGGAAGUACACUGCAGCUCGCGUCACCUCAGUGACUUCCACAAACAACCCUCAGCAAAACCUUCAUCUGACCGCAGUACACUUUAUGACCACAUGGGGUAGCGUUUGUGAAGCCGCACUAACACAAGGUCAUGACCCUACUUUCGUUUACCGUCUUUGAGAUGUCAUUUGUUUUGUCUGAGGUGUUUCUGCUGACAAGCCCACCAUAGCACUCCCCACCAUUGACCCGAACGGUUGAGUUUAAACGUCAUAAUGUUCACUGACAACGUUUGUGCUUGUCUCCCAAAACGUUCGAAUACAUUUUGUCAUUUUUCUACGACAUAACAGAAGUCAAUGACUAAAUCAGAUGUUUGUGGUCUAUGUGUAGAAGAGUGUGUGGUCACAGACACUGUGGGGCACUUUAGUUUGUUUGUGUCUUGGAGAGCGUGCGCUUUGUGUUUUUGUGUCGUCGUGUUUUUUGGUUUUGUCCUCCAAUGGACUUUAAAAAAAAAAUUAAACAACUCAGCGUCCGUUCUAUCACUGACGUGGCUGCAGAACCACAACAUAACUGAACACAAGAUGGCGCACUGAAGACAGAGAACGUGAAGUGCGUGUGUGUGAACCUGUACAGCUAUACCUGUGGGGACCAACUCUUGGAAACACACCUCUUUGUGGGGGCCUUCUGCCAAUCCCUACGAGGUUAAGUCUCAAUUUGAGGAUUAAAACUUCAAAAUAACUUGGUUUGGUUUAAGUUCGGUUUAGGUUAAGUUUAGCCAUGUGUUUUGGAUUGUUCGGUUUAGGGUGAGAGGUUGAGGAAAGGAUUAUGGCAAUGAAAUGUCCCCACAAAGCAUAAAAACAUAGUGAGUGUGUGUGUGCCUGUGUGACAGGAGACAAACUUUACUACAUCGUGAUGCACACUCCAGGGGAGUGAGUGUGUGUUCUCCUGGUCAUGUGACCUGGCAGGAGGGUGUGAAGGUGAGUGACUCUGCUGAAGGUCAGAGGUCUUUAACACACA